AUGGCCGCGGCGGGGUUGCGGCUUCUUGGAGCCGUGUGGCUCUUCGCGGCGCUGCUGCUGCGGCUGGGCGCCGCAGCGGCGGCCGCCGGGCAGGCGGCGGUGGCAGCUGUGGACGGCCGGCGCGCCAUCGCGGCGACGGGGGAGGACUUCGUGUGCGCGACACUGGACUGGUGGCCGCCGGACAAGUGCGACUACGGCACCUGCGCCUGGGGCCGCGCCGGCCUGCUCAAUCUGGAUCUCUCCAACAAGGUCUUGCUCAAUGCCGUCAGAGCGUUCUCGCCGCUGAAGCUCCGGCUGGGAGGCUCGCUGCAAGACAAGGUGCUGUACGGCACCGCCGUCCUCCGGCGGCCGUGCACGCCGUUCGUUAAGAACGAAUCGGAGAUGUUCGGCUUCACUCACGGAUGCCUGCCUCUGCGCAGGUGGGACGAGCUCAACGCAUUUUUUCACAAAUCCGGUGCCAAGAUUGUGUUCGGGCUGAACGCCAUGAAUGGCCGGGUCCUGUUGCCGGAUGGAUCUAUGGGAGGGCCAUGGGAUUACACCAAUGCAGCAUCGCUGAUUCAGUAUACUGCAUACAAGGGCUACCACAUUCAUGGAUGGGAGCUUGGAAAUGAACUUAGUGGUAAUGGAGUUGGAACCCGAAUCAGAGCUGGCCAAUAUGCCGCAGAUGUGAUCACCCUAAAAACAAUAGUCGACGACAUAUAUCGAAGCAAUCCAUCAAAGCCACUGGUGCUUGCUCCUGGAGGAUUUUUCGACCCAGGCUGGUUUACUGAACUUAUCGUCAAAACCAAGCCAAAUCUAUUGAAUGUGAUCACCCACCACAUCUACAACUUAGGAGCAGGAAGGGAUACAAAUCUGAUUGAAAAGAUCCUCAAUCCGUCGGUCCUCGACGGAAUGGUAAGCAUAUUCAGCAAUCUUCAGGGGAUACUGAAAUCAACAGGGACAUCGACAGUCGCAUGGGUAGGGGAAGCUGGAGGGGCUUACAACAGUGGCCACCACCUUGUCACUGACGCAUUUGUGUUCAGCUUCUGGUUUUUGGAUCAGCUUGGGAUGUCAGCAAAGUAUGACACAAAGAGCUACUGCAGACAGAGUUUGAUUGGCGGCAACUACGGCCUGCUGAACACCACAACAUUUCAACCGAACCCUGACUAUUACAGUGCUUUACUGUGGCAUCGCCUCAUGGGAACCAAAGUUCUAGCAACAACAUUCAAUGGUACCAACAAGAUCCGCGCUUACGCCCACUGCGCUAGAGAUUCGCCAGGAAUCACUCUACUGCUGAUCAACCUCAGCGGCAACACCAAGACCGAAGUCUCGGUGACAGCUCAAGCCGCCCCCGCCGCAGGUGCGCACAAGCACGGCGCAAGGACGGGCUACACCACGGCCCAAGUCUCAGUGACAAACCAAGCCGCCGCCGCCGGUGAGCACAAGCACGGCGGGAGGAGGCACGGCAGGAAGUUCGGGCACGCCCCCGCCCCCGGCUUCGCGGCGGCGGCCGACGGCGCCACGAGAGACGAGUACCACCUCACGCCCAAGGGCGGCGACCUGCGGAGCCAAGUGAUGCUGCUGAACGGCAGGGCGCUGGCCACCGGCGCGGACGGGAGCAUCCCCAGGCUGGAGCCGGUGAAGGUGGACGCGGCGCAGCCCAUUGCCGUGGCGCCCUACUCCAUCGUGUUCGUUCGGAUUUCACAUUUCCAUGCCCCGGCAUGUAGUUAGGACUAGGAGUAGAUGGGCUAGAUCAUAAUAAUGGGGUUUGGGGUGGUUGGUGAUGAUGGAUGGACAGCGAAGCUUUCCAUCUGGAAGAUGAAGUGGGAUGCAAGGGUAUAAUUAUUUGCAUCUCUAUUCUUAGAAUUGUAGAAGGUUGAAGGAGUUAUGAUGAUCAACAAUGGAAAAGGGGAAAAGCUAUUUUCCAGUGUCA
Panicum hallii is the source of this 1912-nucleotide messenger RNA. RefSeq names its product heparanase-like protein 3. Gene Ontology annotation, molecular function: beta-glucuronidase activity. The record is from RefSeq and is a predicted model, not a curated record. Gene Ontology annotation, cellular component: membrane; plant-type cell wall. Bases 1 to 1710 code for a protein of 569 amino acids. The transcript is spliced from 9 exons. NCBI's taxonomy places the organism in Eukaryota, Viridiplantae, Streptophyta, Magnoliopsida, Poales, Poaceae.